AUGACCGAAAAACGAUCCGUUGGAAGCGGAAGCCAAAGUCCAGACCCUGAGCGUCGCCAAUCUCAAGCCCAGAUACCCUCGUCGCGAUGGGCAUCUUUAUUUGGUGGAGCAGGCGUCACAGUUGGUCCUCGCAUCGCUCAACUCCCCGAAUUUGUUAGGCGUGACAUUUCCGACUCGGAAGACUCCAGCUCUGCCAUUCUCAACAAACAGCUACAAGCUGAGCAGGGAGAGCAGAUCCAGUACCGCACUUGCUCAUGGCAAAAAACUGCUGGUUUGCUCUUCAGUGAGUAUAUUUGCCUUGCCAUCAUGAGUUUCCCAUGGUCGUAUAGUGUGCUUGGAUUGGUGCCUGGUAUUAUCCUUACCAUCGUCAUUGCUCUCAUCGUUCUUUACACCAGUCUCGUCCUUUGGGAGUUUUGCUUGCGUCACCCAGAAAUGCGAGAUGUUUGUGAUAUUGGCCAGAUGUUGUUUUGGGACAAGAAGUGGGCGUGGUGGGCAACUGCUGUGUGCUUCAUCCUGAACAACACCUUUAUUCAGGGUCUUCAUGUGUUGAUUGGAGCCAAAUAUCUCAACACCAUGACCGAGUCGGAUGACAUCGGUCACUGCCGAACUGUCAUGUUUUCAGCUGUUGUUGCCAUCAUCAGCUGGGUGUGCUCACUUCCUAGGACUUUCGACAUGAUGGCCAAGCUUGGCACAGCCUCGGCCUUUUUCACCUUCAUUUCCGUCUUGCUUGCUGCCAUCUUUGCCGGCAUUCAGGCUCACCCCUUUGGAUACGAUCCUGCAAAGCUGGGCGAGCCCAUCGUUACCGCCAUUCCGGUCAAGGGAACAACAUUCGUCAACGGAAUGUCCGCCUUUCUCAACAUCAGCUACACCUUUAUAGGCCAGAUCACCCUGCCAAGUUUCAUCGCCGAAAUGCGAGAUCCCAGGGACUUCCCCAAGGCUCUUUGGGCGUGCACAAUUGCUGAAAUCAUUGUCUUCAGUCUUGUUGGAGCCAUCGUAUACAACUACACAGGCAAUCAAUACGUGACGGCACCAGCCUUUGGAUCGCUUGACGACCUGUACAAGAAGGUUGCGUUCUCGUUCAUGAUCCCGACCAUCAUCUUUCUGGGUUGUCUGUACGCUUCAGUUUCGGCUCGUUUCGUCUUCUUCCGCCUUUUCCGCAACUCCAAGCAUUUGAACAGCCACACUAUUGUUGGUUGGGGAUCGUGGAGCGGAAUUCUUCUCGUGACUUGGGUGUUUGCUUUCAUCAUUGCCAUGAUCAUCCCAUUUUUCAACUCUCUUCUUUCCGUCAUGUCGUCUCUUUUCGAUAGUUGGUUCGGCUUCAUCUUCUGGGGCGUGGCCUACUUCCGAAUGCGCACCGCCGACAAGGAGAUCGGACGACACCAUAGUAAGGUGACUGAUCUUGCCGGCAACAUCCUGAACCUAGUUUUGAUUGCGAUUGGUAUCGUUUUCCUUACAGUUGGCACGUACGCCAGUGUGCAAGGUAUUAUCGAUCAGUACGCGGCUGGUACAGUUUCUGGUGUCUUUUCUUGUGCAUCAAACGGUCUUUAA
Molecule: messenger RNA, 1548 nt
Organism: Fusarium pseudograminearum CS3096
Lineage: Eukaryota; Fungi; Ascomycota; Sordariomycetes; Hypocreales; Nectriaceae
Exons: 2
Coding region: 1-1548 (515 amino acids)
Biological process (GO): amino acid transmembrane transport
Cellular component (GO): vacuolar membrane
Molecular function (GO): amino acid transmembrane transporter activity
Source: RefSeq, a predicted model, not a curated record